AUGGCGGGAGAGGGCAGUCUGGGGGAUUUCCUGGCGUCGCUUCUACCCAAGGGAAAAGCUGAAUUGGCAGACAAGGCGCUGAAAGCUUUGCUGAAAGGGGGCAUCGAUGAAGUGGAUCAAUUGCGUACGUUCUCUUGUGCAGAGCUUCAUCUGUGUGGAGUGCCCUUGCUGCUAGCCAAGAAUGUGAGCAAGUUCUUCGCUCAGUUAAAUGGAGACCGGUCCAGCUACUUCGAGUCGGAUGCGUAUCGCCGGCUCAAAAACUCCACGCCUUCGCAUCUUGCCUUGGAUUCCGCUGAGUUCACGCUGGAGCAUCAGAUGAAGAAGCCGCCGGUCUUCAUGAACUACCGCCCAGACACAGCACAGGGCCUGCCCUUGCCUCUCAUCUCUCCCGUCUUCGCCAACUUCCUCGAUUCGUGCCAGGAAACCGAGGUCCGUCCACAGGAUUCAGCGUUUGUGGAUGAGCUAUGCCGUGAGUCGUCCAAGGCGUAUGCUGACGAGCAACAGAGGCGCCUUAUGCUGCUCAAGCUGCUGGAGAAGUACCUGGAUGACAAGUUCGUGCUCGAGAAGACCAAGUCCGGCAUUGCAAUCUCUUGCGGUGGACGGCUUUUGGCGUUCGUUGCAGUGAGGAACGAGCAAGGGUGCGGAGGAGAUCCUUUCAUCCAAGCAUGCAGGUACUAUGUCGAUCACCUUGCUGCCAAUGUGGACGAUGAGAUGCUUGGGCGUGGCUGCUGUCCAGUCUUCCUGCUGGAGGUUGUCGGUCCUCUACUCCGGAUUUCCGGUGCAGCGUUUACCGAUGGUCCCGUCAUGGAGCCCCUGCGAAUGGGACUUCUCCUCCGCAGGAGGAACGCCGGCGAGAUGGAUUCUCUGUGCAGGAUGGUGGUCGCUCUUCGCAAAUCACUGCAGUCACUCGCCUCGAUCAGUAUCCAAGCAUUGAAACUGGAUCUUGCAGGAGCCAAGCUCCCGUAUGUGUUGCAAGAGCUCCACUUGCGGGGGGCGCAAGUGGAUACGAUCAUUUACGGGGAGACUUACGUUGUCCAUGUAGAGCGGCUGCAGCAUGAAGUUCCAGAGCCUCCGUCCUCCUCCAUGUCCGCGUUCGCAAGGAUUCAGCACCUGGGCGUCGGGAAGAUCUUCGUCAAGUUUUGCCAGCGCUACGGCAGCCAAGUUCACAGGGACUGGUUUGAGCGAGGCUGCGCGCCGCAGCUCUUCGACACCUUGAGCUUGGGAGGUGGCUGGCUGAUGGUGUGCAUGGAGUACAUGGAGAACUACAUCGAUCUUGAGAAGGCGAGGGAAAUGUUUCAGUCGCAGUGGAGUGAGAUUCAAGCUCUGGCACAGCGUUGCUUGGACAAAGCACAAAACUCGGCUUUUCAAGGCGUGCAUGGUGAUUUGAGGCUGCCCAACUUGAUGGUUGAUCCACAGCUUUCAAGAGUCGUCGCUGUGGAUUUCGGAUGGGCUGGGAGAGACGGCAUUGACAGGUAUCCUUACUACAUGAACCAUGCUGACAUUGCUUGGCCUGAUGGAGCGUUAGAUGGCGCUGUGAUGAGACGCGAGCAUGACCGGGUGCUAUUGUCCUCGCAGCUGGCGCUCCAAAGGAAGAGAAAGUUAGCGGACGCCUUUAACGAUUCUACGUUGUUUCAGCUCACUAGAUCUAAAUUGAUGUCUUUAAAUUGA
Selaginella moellendorffii is the source of this 1668-nucleotide messenger RNA. RefSeq lists its product as uncharacterized. The transcript has 3 exons. NCBI's taxonomy places the organism in Eukaryota, Viridiplantae, Streptophyta, Lycopodiopsida, Selaginellales, Selaginellaceae. The record is from RefSeq and is a predicted model, not a curated record. The coding region runs from base 1 to 1668 and encodes 555 amino acids.